This is a messenger RNA of Microtus ochrogaster (prairie vole), 2397 nucleotides long. RefSeq names its product glyceronephosphate O-acyltransferase (gene Gnpat). NCBI's taxonomy places the organism in Eukaryota, Metazoa, Chordata, Mammalia, Rodentia, Cricetidae. The record is from RefSeq and is a predicted model, not a curated record. Gene Ontology annotation, biological process: triglyceride biosynthetic process; phospholipid biosynthetic process; fatty acid metabolic process. Gene Ontology annotation, molecular function: glycerol-3-phosphate O-acyltransferase activity; glycerone-phosphate O-acyltransferase activity. Gene Ontology annotation, cellular component: peroxisome; peroxisomal membrane; mitochondrial membrane.
GGUGGCCGUCCUGAGUGCCACCGCCCUGGACGGCUUGGAGCCGCCCCGUUCGAAAGAACCGCCCCCAGCCGCUGCUCCACAGCCGCGUAGUAGACAAGCCCAGGCCCCGCCCGGGACGGCAGCCGCACCAUGGAUGUUCCUAGCUCUUCCAGCUCCCGCUUCUCGGUCGGCUCGGCCAGCCCCGGCGCUGUGCUCGUCUACGCGAAAGAGCUCAAAAAGUGGGAUGAGUUUGAAGAUAUCUUAGAGGAGAGGAGGCAUGGCAGUGACUUGAAAUUUGCCAUGAAGUGCUACACACCCCCCUUGUAUAGGGGAGUCAUCCCCUGCAAGCCAAGUGAUAUCAAGUCCAUUGUUCUCAAUUCUGAAGAGAUGCACUAUGUCAUUAAGCAGCUUUCCAGGGAGUCCCUCACAUCUGCGGAUUCCCUCCGAGAGGAAGCCAGGGAGAUCCUGGAGGAAAUGAGCCACAGACUGCGAAUGGGAGCCAUCCGCUUCUUUGCCUUUGUCCUGAGCAAAGUCUUUAAACAGAUUUUCUCAAAGGUGUGUGUGAAUGAAGAAGGCAUUCAAAAGCUACAACGAGCUGUCCAGGAGCACCCUGUAGUCCUGCUGCCCAGUCAUCGGAGCUACAUUGACUUCCUCAUGCUGUCUUUUGUUCUGUACAACUAUGAUCUACCUGUGCCAGUUAUUGCAGCGGGAAUGGAUUUCCUGGGAAUGAAAUUGGUCGGUGAGCUACUCAGAAUGUCUGGGGCCUUCUUCAUGCGGCGCACCUUUGGUGGAAAUAAACUGUACUGGGCUGUGUUCUCUGAAUAUGUGAAGACCAUGCUACGGAAUGGUUAUGCUCCUGUUGAAUUUUUCCUCGAAGGGACAAGGAGUCGCUCAGCCAAGACCUUGAUUCCUAAAUUUGGUCUUCUGAAUAUUGUGAUGGAACCAUUUUUUAAAAGAGAAGUUUUUGAUACCUACUUUGUUCCCAUUAGCAUCAGUUACGAUAAAAUAUUGGAAGAGACUCUGUAUGCCUGUGAGCUUCUAGGAAUUCCUAAGCCAAAGGAAUCUACCACUGGGUUGUUGAAAGCUCGACGGAUUCUCUCUGAGAACUUUGGAAGCAUCCAUGUCUACUUUGGAGACCCUGUGUCACUGCGUUCUCUAGCUGCGGGACGGCUCAGUCGGAACACGUAUAACCUGGUGCCAAGAUACAUCCCUCAGAAACAGUCCGAGGAUGUGCAUGCCUUUGUCACUGAAGUCGCCUAUAGGAUACAGCUUCUGCAAAUUGAAAACCUGGUUCUGAACCCAUGGCUUCUGGUAGUUGCCAUUCUCCUUCAAAACCAGUUAUCCAUGGACUUUGACACCCUGGUGGAGAAGACACUGUGGCUAAAGGGCUUGACCCAGGUGUUUGGAGGGUUCCUGCUUUGGCCUGAUAACCAGCUUCCUGAGGAAGUGGUCCAAUCCAGCAUCCUCCUGCACUCCAACCUGGCCAGCCUUGUCAAAGACCGGGUGGUUCUCAAAGUGGACUUUGAAGGUUCAGAAAUGGUCAAAGGAGUUGUGCUCCACCACAUCACCUUCCUCAUGUGCUCGGCCUACAAGAACCAGCUGCUCAACGUUUUUGUUCGUCCUUCCUUAGUAGCUGUAGCCUUGCAGAUGACACCUGGGUUCAGGAAAGAGGAUGUCUUCAGUUGCUUUUCCUUCCUACGCAACGUGUUUUCAGAUGAGUUCAUCUUCCUCCCAGAAAACACACUCAGGGAUUUUGAGGAAGGCUGUUACUUGCUGUGUAAAACUGAGGCUAUACAGAUGGCUGGGAAGGACAUCAUCAUCACAGACAAAGGGAGCGCUGUGUUAGAAUUUCUCAUAGGGCUCUUUAAACCUUUUGUGGACUCAUACCAGAUACUUUCCAAAUACCUCUUGCAUGAAGAAGAGGACUGCUUUACUGAGAGACAGUACUUGCUUGCAGCUAGGAAGUUCACCAGUCAGCUUCUGGAUCGAGGUGCCUCUCAGUGUUAUGACGCACUGUCUUCUGACCUGCAGAAAAAUGCCUUAGCAGCUUUCGUGAGACUCGGGGUGGUAGAAAAGAAGAAGGUAGAUAAUAACAUCGUGUUUAGUGUGAACGAGUCUGCCACAAGCAAAUUAGAAGAAAUGCUUGGAUGUAAGACACCCAUAGGAAAACCAGUCACUGCAAAACUUUAGUAAUCAUGAAGCGGUUGUGGAAAAUCCAGUUCCACAUGACAGUCAAAAGGACUCACUGCCACAAAUGGACAUAGAGAGGAGGAUGUGUUUUCCGUCUCCGAGACCUUGUGAGCUGUACUUCUGCUAAGAGGAGGAAAUGGUCAGUGAGAGCGUCAGUGUGAUCUUCUGACACAAUGACUGCUGGCAUUCAUGUCAACUGUGUGUCUAAAAUAAAAGCUUUUGAAAACA